AUGCUUCGGUUUCAUCAUUCAAAGCAGUGGCUUUGGCACUCACCAAAUUUUUUUCCGACUGGUGCAUUUACGGAUGUUAGGCUUGGGAUGGAAAUUUUCGAGCAAAGUGAGAAGUUUCCGGAGUUUCACAUUGGCAGCCACUAUGACUUCCUUGGACGAAGUCGCUAUGAUGGCUGCAUAUCAGAUGACUGGCAUGCAUGGCAUGUUUACGGCAUGAAUUUUGUUUUUCAUACUGAAAUGGCUCUUGAAGAUGUGUUUUAUUCUUUGGUAAAAUUUUGA
This is a messenger RNA of Dracunculus medinensis (Guinea worm), 279 nucleotides long. The record is from the annotation of a GenBank genome assembly. Lineage: Eukaryota; Metazoa; Nematoda; Chromadorea; Rhabditida; Dracunculidae.